This is a messenger RNA of Acanthosepion pharaonis, 630 nucleotides long. NCBI's taxonomy places the organism in Eukaryota, Metazoa, Mollusca, Cephalopoda, Sepiida, Sepiidae. The record is from the annotation of a GenBank genome assembly.
AUGGAUGGUGUAAUGAAUCCAUGGUGCUUGGACGAUAAGAUAUAUAAGAGCUUGAAUGAUGUGUGCGUGCUCGCCGAGAAAAAUCGGGUUGCUCGAAAAAAAAAGCUCAUUAAUGAAACAGAAACAAACUUAGAAGAAAAAUUUCCAUCAUUGGAACUUAUCAAGUUUCUUCAAUCUGCAAAUGACUCAGUGGAAGUGAUCAGCAAGAUAACGUUUGAAAUUCAACAAAGGUCUCAGGAUAAAGAAUCAGCAGACAUUCUUCAUUCUAACCAAAUUCAACAAAGAAUCGCAAUGAUUUCCAAUUUCACUGAUCAUCUAAAAUCUCUAGUGCAAGAAAAACAGACCCUGCUGACUGCUCUUCAAAGACCACUUGUUGAAAAUUCUAUAAAAUUGGAACUUAAACAUCAUGAGCCCACUAUGAAGAUGUUCUCACAGGUUUCCAGUAUAUUAAGGGACCUUGUAAAAAAUUUAAACAACAUAGAAUGGUUGGUGAAUGCUGACUUGGCGUCUCCUAAUAAAUUAGAAGAGGCAUUGAGCUUCAUUGAAUCCAAUUUGGCUUGCCUUCAAACUUGUUAUCUGCGCUUGAACCAAGUCAAUAACAACAUGGAAGAACUGAAAUCUUUUUCAUAA